This is a messenger RNA of Pristis pectinata (smalltooth sawfish), 4592 nucleotides long. It is a transcript of the gene scaf8, whose product is annotated as SR-related CTD-associated factor 8. The transcript is spliced from 21 exons. The record is from RefSeq and is a predicted model, not a curated record. NCBI's taxonomy places the organism in Eukaryota, Metazoa, Chordata, Chondrichthyes, Rhinopristiformes, Pristidae. Gene Ontology annotation, cellular component: nucleus. The coding region runs from base 426 to 3872 and encodes 1148 amino acids. Gene Ontology annotation, molecular function: RNA binding.
GUGCCGGAAGGUAGGCUGGCUGCUGCUGCUUUUGCCGCGAUCUUUGUCCAGGCGGAUGAGUGCAGGCUGCUCUGCGCGGCGGGCAGGGCUGGGCUGCGGUUGCGGCCGUUGCCCGGUAGGUGUCUCUGGCGGCGUGCGAGCCGGCUGCGGGGCUGUGCAGACGCGCUGCGAUUGUCCGCUCCCUCCAGCCCGGCUCCCGCACCGCUCUCUGCGCCCGCCGCCAUAUUGGCUGCCUGCUGCACCGCGGUGGGAUGAGAGUGAAGCGCGGCCACUGCCGCAUCUGACUCCGCGCCGAAGCCCAGCGCCAGCCAUUCGACUCCAGCCUGCGGGUCUGCACCUCCCUCCCUCCUCCCCCCCCCUUCACUACCCACCACCACCGCCCCCUCAGACAACACCCGACAGGAGCGAGCGAAAAACGCCGAGCCAUGGAGGCCGUCAAAGCCUUUAAUAACGAGUUGUACUCCCUAAAUGAGUAUAAACCACCUAUAUCCAGGGCUAAAAUGAACCAGGUGACAAAGGCUGCUAUCAAGUCGAUUAAGUUCUACAAACAUGUGGUACAGAGUGUGGAAAAGUUUAUUCAAAGGUGUAAACCAGAAUACAAAGUCCCAGGGCUGUAUGUUAUCGACUCAAUUGUGCGCCAAUCCCGUCAUCAGUUUGGUCCAGAAAAGGAUGUGUUUGCUCCCAGAUUUUGCAAGAACAUCAAUACAACUUUCCAGAACUUAUACAAAUGUCCUGCUGAUGACAAGAGCAAAGUGGUGCGGGUACUGAACCUGUGGCAGAAGAAUGGUGUAUUCAAAAGUGAGGUCAUACAGCCACUUCUGGAUCUGGCAGCAGGGAUUCCACCGCCCUCUGUUACCCCUGCUAUUGCCAGUACUGCAGCAACUGUGAGCAGCAACACACCAGGAACUCCAGCCACACCUGCCACUCCAGCUAAUGUGGUGCAGAAUUUACCUGAUGCAUGGGCCUCCAUCUCUCAGCUUUCUAACUCUGAUACAAUUGCUGCUGUUGCGCAGCUUCUUCAGAGUCCCCAAGGCCAACAGCUCCAGCAGUUGGUACAGAAUCUUCAGAUGCAGCAACAAAAACCUCAGCCAUCUCUACUUCAGGCUCUUGAUGCUGGGCUUGUGGUCCAACUCCAGGCCCUUACAGCACAGCUGACAGCAGCAGCAACAGCAAAUACACUCAACCCAUUGGAACCUCGACUUAAUUUUAAUAAGAAACUCCUAGAUAGAUUUGAAUAUGAUGAAGAGCAUGAUCGUUCAGAUGAAACUAAGAAAGAAACAUCUACAUCCCAGCUACCUCUUGUAACUGAGACCAUGAACACAUCACUUUUUCAGCAGCUGGCUGAGCAGUUCCAGCAGCAAAACUUUGAGCAACUUCGGCAGCAGUUGAUGGAGCAACAACAGACCCAACAGAAUACAACAUUGGACAGUCAAGAGGUAACUUUUGGAUCGGAACAGUCAGUCACACCUUCCCAGGGCAGCACUCACCAUCAGCAACAAGAGCAGGAAGUAAGAGUAGAAGAUCCACUUGAGCAACAGCAGCAGGAUAUGGAUAUUGAUGCACCUGAUGGUCAGGACCUCAUUGAAGAGGAAAUAUUUCAGCAUGAAGAAAAGAAACCUUUAGUGCGUUCACGAUCGAGGACGCGCUCAAGAUCCCGUUCAAGGUCACCGCGAAAGAAAAGGUCCAGAUCCCGGUCAGGGUCUCGUAAACGCAAGCAUCGGAAACGUUCACGGUCAAGGUCAAAAGAAAGAAAAAGAAAGUCAUCUCGAUCAUAUUCUAGUGAAAGAAGAGCAAGAGAACGUGAAAAAGAACGCCAGAAAAAGGGUCUACCUCCUGUCCGAUCUAAGACACUUAGCGUAUGCAGUACCACACUAUGGGUUGGUCAGGUGGACAAAAAGGCAACACAACAAGAUAUAACAAAUCUCUUUGAGGAAUUUGGUCAGAUUGAAUCAAUAAAUAUGAUACCUCCUCGAGGAUGUGCAUAUGUUUGCAUGGUUCAUCGGCAAGAUGCUUUUCGUGCUCUUCAAAAAUUAAGCACUGGAUCCUUUAAAAUGGGGUCCAAAAUUAUUAAGAUUGCUUGGGCUUUAAACAAAGGUGUGAAACCUGAAUAUAAACAAUUCUGGGAUGUUGACCUUGGAGUCACAUAUAUACCGUGGGAAAAAUUGAAAUUAGAUGAUUUAGAAGGCUUCUCUGAAGGAGGCAUGAUCGACCAAGAAACUGUUAAUAAUGAGUGGGAAUCUAGGAAUUCUGAGUCUGUAAAGGAGAAUGUACCCCAAGCUGCAACUACUGAUAACACUCAACCAACUUCAGAGGGAGAGACAUUCACUCAACCUGUCACUAUACUGCCUGUUCAACAGAAGCAAAUGGAUGAUAUAAAGUUUAUUCCACAAAUGCCAGUGACUCCUACUGUUUCGGCAAUUGGUAUGGUGCAGCCACCAGCCUUUCCUGUGUCAAUGCCCAUACCUCCACCAGGCUUCAACCCAGCUAUUCCACCACCUCCAUUCUUAAGGCAUAGUUUCAAUCCUUCACAACCUCCUCCAGGUUAUCUGCCACCGCCCCCUGUUGUUCCACCUCCGGUUGUUGGACCUUCUAUUCCUCCAGUACAGACUUCUCUAGUUUGUCCGCCUCUCUCAAACACCCAAGAGAGUGCAAAGGAUUCCUCAUUUGGAAAUCUCCUUUCACAAAUAGCCUCCGGCCACAGCAGUCUCCCAACUCCUAAUAUUCCACCGGGGAGUUUGUUUAAUCCAGUUGGUGCGCAGCCUCUCUCAACUGGUCCAAGUAGAUCAAAGGACCUGGGAGCAUCACGCACAGGCAACCAGACAUCAUCAGCUGAUACAACAGCUACAUCUGGACCAGGAACUCAAAGUGCAGUAUCGAGUGGGUCUGUUCUGGGAAUGCAGCCUUCAACACCUGCACCAGGACCACCAACCUUACCUCCACCAAGUAUGGCCGGAUCAAGGCUACCUGGAGUGCUCCCUUUGGACGUACGUCCUGGAAUGAUGCCACCCUCACCAGGGCAGCGGUUUCCAUUGCUGAUGCCACCUCAGCCAAACAUGCCCCCUUCAGUAGCAAUUGAUGGUCCCCUUCAGUCAGGAACCAGAGCUCCUUUUCCACCAGGAAAUUCUUUCAAUAGGCUUGAAGGUACAUUCACAAGAUCUGGAGUCCCUAGUGUUGAGGGCAGCAGAAAUUCAAGCCAAGGUACAGGAGAAGAAAGACGAAGUGCUGGAAAUGAUCAUGCUUUUCAACGAGACAACAUACAGCAGGAAGGUGACCGAGAUUAUCGGUUCCCACCAGUCGAUAAUAGAGACACUCUUGGCAGACGUGAUCAGUUUGGAUUUGGUCCUGACCAAAGAUGGGGCUCAAGAGAUUUUGAUGAACGUGAGCGUCGUGGUGUGCCCUUUGGGGGCCCUAAAAAUUUUCAUGAUGAUCAUGAAAGGUUUGGCGGAAGAAAUUUCAGGUUUGAUGGCAGAAGUGGCCCAAUGUGGAGCCGAGGUUUUGACCAGGAAACACACAGAGAUUUUGAUGAUCGCAGCAGGCCAUGGGAACGUCAGAGAGAUCGUGAUGACCGAGAUUUUGGCUUUCGCCGAGAUGUAAAUGGCAGCCGUUUUGGGAGAGACAGAGAGCAAGAUCAUUGGGUUCCUCCACGGCAUAGGUUUGACUAUUAUCAAGGGACCACUGAUCAUGAAAAAUCUGAUGAUAGGCCUCGUGUAAAUGGUGAUUUCUCAGAAACAGACAGCCAGCCGCCAAACAAGGAGCUUGCAAACAACGACCCAGAAGUGUCUGUGAGUCUUGCAUCUUCAUCAGAUGAAAGCGAGAAGGAUGACUUAGAAAAUCAACCUGUAACAGAAAACACAGAUACUGAGGGGACAUAAUGUCAUACAAUAUGGCAAUAUUUUGUAUAGGUGGUCAUCUCUGCAGUGGACAAAAUGGUUGACUGGAACUUGAGAAAAGUCACUGUUGUCUGCAAGACAGAAUUUAAUCCGAUGUACAUCUUUCACUCUAAUAACUGAAGUUAAUGUGUACAACUGACCUGUACAGACUGUUGUUCUUUAGUUGAACACGGUAGGUAAUGACAUUUUUUUUUCACGCUUAGAGGCCAGAACUCCCACAUUUCUUCUAAUUUGAGAAAGAUUAUAAUAGCUUGCCAAAAAAAAUUUUAAAUUGACCUUCCUAUGGAAGAAAGGUAAACUUGUAGCUGUUACAGCUGGGAUGGAAUAUCGGUGGUUACAGUAAUACUUGAAAAAUAGGGCAUAAUCUGUAUUUUUCCAUCCUCUGAAGCUGCUACAAUAUUUAAAUUUAAUGCUUUGAUGAAAAUGAGUUUUUGUUUUAGAUUUUAUCCUGUUGACAGCAAGCGCCUAGCCCAUUCACAGUGAGCAGUGCAGUACUGAGGUGUAGAAAAAAUUGUAAUACUUUCUGUUUUGUAAAAAAAAAAGACAUUUUAAAAUCCUCUUAUAGUCUGGUCUCUGUUAAUCCCCAAAAUAAAUGUUUGUGAUUUGUCCCUCGUACUGCAGUGAGUAACGGCUGGAAAAAAAAAUCAUUUGAAUGUUGGGUGCAUUCUGUUUUUAGAUGCUAAUAAAACGUUUGUUUGAUAA